AUGUAGAAAUAAUUGUAUUCCCACGGCAGAUAAACUUGUGCAGGCUACGUGGACAUCCGGUACACUGGCGACUUGACUGCAGGGUUGCGAAUAGAGUCUGGAUCUCCAAUUCCAAGAAGUGUUUCUUCAACAGUCAAGAUGCCAGAAUACCUCAAAACAAAGAAUGAGUAUGAUCAGGCUCUAAAAGACGCUGGUAACAAGUUGGUGGUAAUAGACUUCACUGCUGCAUGGUGUGGACCCUGCAAAGUUAUCGGCCCCAAGUUUGAGGCUAUGAGUCUUGAAUUCACUGAUGUGAAGUUCUACAAAGUGGAUGUGGAUGACAAUGAUGAGACUGCUGAACACGUAGGAAUUUCAGCUAUGCCCACUUUCAAUUUCUACAAGAACAGCGAAAAGGUAGAUUGGAUCUGUGACAGGAGCCAAUGAGGCCAAAUUGAGAGAAAAGAUAAACGAAUUGAAGUAGCUAGUCUGGAUUUUGAACUAUAAUUAUGGAUCGAUGCAAGCCCUGUACAUAAUUAAAAAGUUGUAUUAUAAUAAUUAUGUAAUAAAAAUUGUUAUAAUUAUAGCAAGGAAAGUUAUAUUACCUUGAA
Halichondria panicea is the source of this 587-nucleotide messenger RNA. Its product is annotated as thioredoxin-like. Gene Ontology annotation, molecular function: protein-disulfide reductase activity. NCBI's taxonomy places the organism in Eukaryota, Metazoa, Porifera, Demospongiae, Suberitida, Halichondriidae. The coding region runs from base 139 to 423 and encodes 94 amino acids. Gene Ontology annotation, cellular component: cytosol. The record is from RefSeq and is a predicted model, not a curated record. The transcript is spliced from 5 exons.